Molecule: messenger RNA, 618 nt
Organism: Protopolystoma xenopodis
Lineage: Eukaryota; Metazoa; Platyhelminthes; Monogenea; Polystomatidea; Polystomatidae
Source: the annotation of a GenBank genome assembly
AUGUUCGAUGUUCGACGUUCACCGUUUGUUGUUCGUCAUUCGCCAUUCUUUGUUGGUGGUUCUCUGUUUGAUCGUUCGCCGUUUGUUGUCCGCUGGUCGCUGUUCGACGUUCACCAUUUGUUGUUCGCCAUUUGUAAUUUGUUGUUCGCCGUUCUCUGUUUCAUGUUAGUCAUUCAAUGUUCGUUGUCCGCUGGUCGCUGUUCGAUGUUCACCGUUUGUUAUUUUUCGUUCGUCAUUCGCCAUUCGUUGUUCGCCAUUCGCCGUUCUUUGUCCGCUGUUCGUUGUUCGAUUUGUUCGCCGUUCUCUAUUUGUUAUUCGCCAUUCGCCGUUCAUUGUUCGCUGUCUGCUGUUCGAUGUUCAACGUUUGUUGUUCGUCACUUGUCGUUCACCAGUCGUUGGGCGUUCGUCAUUCGCCGUUAUUUGUUUGCUGCUCUUAGUUCGCUUGUCGCUGUUAGACGUUCACCUUUUGUUGUUCGUAAUUCGCCAUUCGCUGUUCGCUGGUCGCUGUCCGAUGUUCACCGUUUGUUGUUCGUCAUUCGCCAGUCAUUCUUCGCUGUUCUCUAUUUGUUGUUCGUUGUUCGCCGCUCGCUGCUCGACGUUCAGCGUUGUUGUUCGUAG